UGACAGUUGCGUGUCAGUGCGAGUCUCACUGUUCGGUAGUUUAGCUCAACACGCUCGUUACAAAACGCUAGUUCAAAACAAGGCUCUGGUAACAGCCGCCAUAUAACGUGACAUUAACGUGAUCUCAUACAUGUUAGCCUUCACGCGAGACUCAGGAAACUCUAACAUCAACCCGAACCAGCGUCCUAUCCGCGUCAGUUUUCCGGGAACACGGUUGCGGUAGUGAAUGGAAAACCUGGACGUUGUAAUUUACAGCAGUUACUGCCAUUAACCGUUUUGGUGCCACUGAUGGCUGGUCAACUCCUCAAAGUGUCCUCUCUGGCCACAGCAGUGUUAGCCUCCUCUGGGUUUUACCUCUACAACAGACCGCUGAACCUCAACGAUCUGAGUGUCAUCCGCUUCGGACGAGCCGCAGCCACCACGGUAAUUAUCAGCUUCGACUACCUGACUGCUUUCAAACAUGUGGAACACGGCACAGAUGAGUACUGGGCUCUCAGGUCCAAGGUGCAUCUGCGCUCGGCGGAGCGCCUUCGGGACUUGUGCUGUGCCAACCGGGGUACUUUCAUCAAGGUGGGCCAGCACCUGGGUGCUCUGGACUACCUACUUCCCGAGGAGUACACGUCCACGCUGAGGGUGCUGCACAGCCGAGCUCCUCAAAGCAGCUUGGAGGAGAUCCAGCAGGUCAUCAGAGAAGAGCUGGGCAAGGAGCUGUCAGAGUUAUUUGUGUCCUUUGAGGAGAAGCCUCGGGGUGCAGCCUCCUUAGCCCAGGUCCACAAGGCAGUGCUGCAUGAUGGGAGGACAGUGGCCAUCAAGAUCCAACACCCAAAAGUCCAGAGACAGAGCUCCAAGGACAUAGUGAUGAUGGAAGCACUGUUGAGGAUGGUCCAUUGGCUCUGCCCAGAUUUUGCCUUCAUGUGGUUGGUGGAAGAGGCCAAGAAGAACAUGCCACUGGAGCUGGACUUCCUUAAUGAAGGACACAAUGCUGAGCGAGUGGCCAACAUGCUGGCACAUUUCCCUUUUCUCAAGGUGCCCAUGAUCCAUUGGGAUCUGUCCACAAAGAGGAUCCUGACCAUGGAGUUUGCAGAAGGGGGACAAGUCAACGACAGGGAAUACAUGAAGAAACACGGCAUCAACGUCAAUGAGAUCUCAGAGAACCUGGGUAGAAUGUACAGUGAAAUGAUCUUCGUCCAUGGCUUUGUUCACUGUGACCCGCACCCGGGCAACGUGUUGGUCCGAAAGUGUCCGCAGAGCAAGAAGACAGAGAUCACUCUGCUGGAUCACGGCCUUUAUCAGGUCCUGCAGCCAGACUUCAGGUUGAACUACUGUCAGCUGUGGCAGGCUCUGAUUAAAGGGGACAUGUCCGGGGUGGAGCUCUACAGCCUGCGACUGGGAGCUGGAGAUCUGUUCCCGCUGUUUGCUUGCGUGCUCACUGCUCGCUCCUGGAACGCUGUGAAUGCCGGCAUCGGUUCUGUGCCUGUCACACACUCGGAGGACGUUGAGAUACGAACCAAUGCAGCGCUUUACUUGCCCCAGAUCAGUGAGCUCUUGAAUCGAGUGCCCCGGCAGAUGCUGUUGCUGCUAAAGACCAACGAUCUGCUGAGGGGCAUUGAGACCACCUUACAGACCAGAGCCUCUUCCUCGUCCUUUAUCAACAUGUCCCGCUGCUGCAUACGUGCCAUGGCCAGGCACAACAGGAGUAAGGCUCAGUCCAGGAUGAGCCAUCUACAAAUCACGUUGGCAGAGUCCAUGAACCUGUGGAGUCUCACUUUGUAUGAACUGUUUCUGUGGGUUAAGGGCUCCACGAUGGGACACUGGCUCACUGCUCUGCUGGCAUUUCUGCACUAAGACACGUCCGGACAACAGGCUGCAACUCUUAACUGCAUGCUAACAAAUGUUGAAUAUGUGCUCAGACAUACAAUUGUAUUUCAUUCACUCAAGAUGUUUUAUUUGUUUUAUUCUUAUUCAAGUUAAUUAUUGUCCAAUGAUAUUUUUCAUAAACUUGAAAUUUAUUUAAACCAUUAUCUUAGUUACAGUAUACAUUAUCUGUACUCUCUGACACUUCUGGCAAGCUUUGCUAUCUCUGGAGACGCUGCAGAGAAGAACUUGGCAGGUGGAUAAAUGGAAGUUUGUCAGGAGUUACAGCACAUAAUCUGUCUAAUUUUCUUCAUUUUAUCUUUAGAAUAGUAACAAGGUUAAAGACAGACUUUAAAGGUAACAUUUACUCAGGACCAAAAGGUCAAAAUAUUACAUUUAUUUGCUUUUAGUACUAUUGUGGAACAUAGUCAAAAUGGUAAGCAGUCACGAAUUGCAUUGUUUGACUUGCGCAAUUAUUAUUAUUAUUAUUAUUAUUAUUAUUAUUAUUAUUAUUAUUAUUCGCUUCCGGUUCAUCCAUACAAAAGGCGGAUGGUUUCGGACCCUUUUUUCCAUCAAGUGGCAUCAAUGUAGAAAAGGCCGCAGAGAAACCGUUGGUAUGUUUCAGUUGGUUAAAUGUAUUUGUUUGGCAGAUAUGUUUAAUAACUACGGCGGAGUGCAUUGAUUUAUAAAAUUUCAUGUGACGGCGCUGCACCCUUGUUUGUGUCGACUGCAUCUAAACACGCUGUGUUUAAUGUGCGUUUUUCAAUUUAUAGCCUACAUUAUGUUCGGUUAACUUAUGCUAUAGAAGCCUGUUUGGAGUAAUUGUGAGGGGAUAAAGGUAAAUAUAAUUUAAGGCAAAAUUGAUAAUUUCUUAAAUAUAUAGGUGCUUCUAAUGUUUAUCUAUUUACCAUAAGGAUGUGUGCUUAAAUAAGGUUUAGUGACAUCAAUGAUUAAUUUUGAUUUAUUGAAGAUAAAAAUAAUAAUUAUAAAAUGGUGAAGGAAAUAUUUUCCAGCACAAACAUUUGUUCAAUCAGGCAAUGUUUGACAUGUAUCUUUUGUUUUCUGUUUGAAGGUUUUCAACCUAAUGAAAUUCACAUGAAGUGAGAAAUAAAUACAAAAUAUGAGUCGA
Molecule: messenger RNA, 2983 nt
Organism: Cottoperca gobio
Lineage: Eukaryota; Metazoa; Chordata; Actinopteri; Perciformes; Bovichtidae
Gene: adck1
Product: aarF domain containing kinase 1
Exons: 11
Coding region: 289-1845 (518 amino acids)
Biological process (GO): lipid homeostasis; mitochondrion organization
Cellular component (GO): mitochondrial inner membrane
Source: RefSeq, a predicted model, not a curated record